Messenger RNA from Musa acuminata subsp. malaccensis (wild Malaysian banana), 2272 nucleotides. Lineage: Eukaryota; Viridiplantae; Streptophyta; Magnoliopsida; Zingiberales; Musaceae. The record is from RefSeq and is a predicted model, not a curated record.
UACCACCACCAUGUUUCCUUCGAUCAGCUCCACCCGGUUUCUGCUCCUCUACCUCGUCCUCCUCUUCGUCCCCUCUCCGACGGUUGCCUUCACGUGGCAAGUUUGCAGCACAAGUGCCGGCAACUUUACUGCCAACAGCACGUAUGAGUCCAACCUCAACCUCCUCCUCUCCUCCCUCGUCUCCAACGGUUCCGUUCCUGGCUUCUUCACCGACACCGUCGGACGGAUACCCAACCAAGUUCAAGGCCUCGUCCUUUGUCGUGGCGAUACUAACGCCACCACGUGCGGUUCCUGCCUUAACAACGCCAAGUUGGAGAUCCUCCGGCUCUGUGCCUACAACAAGGAUGCCGUGGUUUGGGAUGAAGAGUGCCUCCUUCGCUUUUCCAACCGGCAGUUCCUCAGCACCUUAGACAACGACCCGACGGCUGCCUUGGCAAACUUGAACCAGGUAAACUACGAAGCGGAUCGGUUCAACAAGGUGGUGAACGAGUUGCUCGACAGCACGGCUGAUUGGGCGGCGUAUAACUCCACGAAGAGGUACGCGACCGGGCAAGCGUUCAACGUGACGCAGGCGGUUCCAAAUAUAUAUGGCCUGGCGCAAUGCACGCCGGACAUGUCGACGAGUGACUGCAGGCAGUGCUUGAAAGGGGUGUUACAGGGGCUCCCACAGGGCAGAAUGGGGGCUAGGAAUCAGGGAGUGAGGUGCAAUAUAAGGUUCGAAGUUACCCGCUUCUACGAAGGCACCCCCAUCAUAUGGCUCCUUUCACCAUUGACGAAUGCAACAACGCCUGCGGAGAACGCCACAGCUCCACCCUCUGCUCCAACAGCCCAUCCUGCCGUCGGUCCAACCGGGAAAGAAGGUGAAAAUAAAUUAUUUAGUAAAAUUCCCACAUGGAUAGGAAGAAACCACUCGUCAUUGAAGGUUCUUCGUCUGAGGUCAAACUUAUUAUAUGGUACUAUCCCUGAGAACAUAGGAGAUCUCACUUCUCUUCAGGUUUUGGAUCUUUCUUCCAACAAGUUCUUUGGUAGCCUACCAUCAUCUCUAGGAAAUUUCAAUGCCAUGGUUGAGGUACAAAAUGAUACCAGGCCAUUGCUCCAAGAUAACAACUAUACUUAUAUCGAGAGCAGCUUAUUAACAACGAAAGGAUCAAUGGUCGAUUACACAACCAUUCUCUCGCUGGUGACAAGUAUAGACUUGUCAAAUAAUCAUCUCUCUGGUGAAAUCCCAAAAGAAAUGACCAAGCUUCUCGGAUUGCGCUUUCUAAACUUGUCCAACAAUCAUUUGACGGGGAGGAUUCCAGAAAAGAUGGGUGACAUGAAACAGCUUGAAUCACUUGACUUAUCGGUGAACAAUCUCACAGGGGAGAUACCUUCAAGCUUUUCUGCUAUGAGUUUUCUGGCCCGUUUGAAUCUGUCUUAUAACAACUUAUCAGGAAAAAUACCCACGAGUAGUCAAUUGUCGACCUUUGACUCAUGGACAUAUGUGGGUAACAAAGACCUUUGCGGUACGCCACUGCCAGAUUGCCCUGUUUAUCAAACUCCACCUGAUGCCAGAGUUAAAGAUGAUGAGAAGCUCGACAAAUUAUUGGAGUACACCAGUAUUGUGGUUGGAUUUGUGGUUGGCUUUUGGCUGUUUAUUGGCACGCUCAUCAUGAAGCAGGCCAUCAGAUUCGCUUUCUUCCGAUGGAUCGACAAGGCCAGCGACUGGAUCUAUGUUCAGUUUGCAAUAUGGGAGAAAUGGCAAGACGGAUCAGCCUUGGAGAUAGUCGAUCCAGCCUUGGGUGGUCACUACCAACAAAGCGAGCUGUUAAGAUUCGUGCAAAUUGGGCUAUUAUGUGUUCAGGAAGAUCCUUCUGAUAGGCCAACUAUGUCAACGAUAGUGGUGAUGCUCAACAGUGAAACUGUCUCUCUCCGAGCUCCUUCACAACCUGCAUUUUAUAUGGGGAACGGUGACAAGGACGUAUUGGCAUAUUUGAAGCUACGAACCCCACAGCACGGGGUAACCACAUAUGUUUCCCGGAUCAGCUCCACCCAGUUUUUGCUCUUCUACCUCAUCCUCCUCUUCGGUCCCUCGCCCACCGUUGCCUUCACCUGGCAAGUCUGCAGCACAAGUGCCGUGAACUUUACUGCCAACAACAUGUAUGAGUCCAACCUCAACCUCCUCCUCUCCUCCCUCGUCUCCAAUGGUUUCGCUUCUGACUUCAUCACUGACACCAUUGGAUGGAUUCCCAUCCAAGUUCAAGGGAUUACCAAGUCGGGUACAAUUUCUUAA